Messenger RNA from Patiria miniata (bat star), 4293 nucleotides. RefSeq names its product rho GTPase-activating protein 8-like. Gene Ontology annotation, biological process: small GTPase-mediated signal transduction; negative regulation of endocytic recycling. The record is from RefSeq and is a predicted model, not a curated record. Lineage: Eukaryota; Metazoa; Echinodermata; Asteroidea; Valvatida; Asterinidae. The coding region runs from base 48 to 1643 and encodes 531 amino acids. The transcript is spliced from 10 exons. Gene Ontology annotation, cellular component: cytoplasm. Gene Ontology annotation, molecular function: GTPase activator activity.
GACGGCUGUUGCAUGCAUGCGCUAUAUGUGAAAGAAUCACGCAAAAGAUGGCGGAAGCAACGCAAGGCCAAGGAAACCCCAACAGGGAGAACUUAACAAUCGACUUAGACGUUCCAUCCGAGGCCAGGGGAUACCCCGAGGGCCAGGAGGGAACCUUUGGUGACACCGGUGUCGACUUUGAAGAAGAUGAGGAGCUGUCAUUGGCUCAAGAUGAUGCGGAAAUGGUCGCUAAUGCUCAACUCAAGUUGUGUUCCCCAUCAGAUGAAUCUAUGCCUGGCGGUGGGGAAGCCAGUCAAGCUACAAGCUCAGCGGAUGCAACACCGUCAGCUGAAAAUGUGGAAACUAUCGAUGUGGUUGAAGAAGAAGACACAUUUGAAGAUAUCGCAAAACACAACAUUAUACAGGUUGCCGGUGAUGACAGUGUAGGCAGAAAAUUGGUUUUGUUUUACUGUUGCCGCCUUCCACCAACGAAAACCUACAACACUGCCAGGUUACUAGGCUUUCUGAAGUACACCCUUGACCAGUAUGUUGAGAGUGACUACACACUUGUUGUGUUCCAAUAUGGAUUGGUUCAUGCCAACAGGCCGUCAUUCAACUGGCUUACACAGGCGUAUCAGAGUCUGGACAGAAAAUUCAAGAAGAACCUGAAGGCCCUUCUCAUCGUCCACCCAUCCAACCUAGUCAAAGUCUUCUGGGGUAUCUUCAGGCAUCUAGUCAGCACAAAAUUCAGUCGUAAGGUGAACUACAUCCACCUGCUGAGUGAACUGAAAGGCUUGAUGGAUGUGGAACGAUUGACUAUACCUGAUGAUGUCUUAGAACACGACAAGCGGAUGAUUGAACGUCGCAGAAAAAAGGGUCGACAGACUGCUGCUGAACAAGCCAUCACAACAAUCGAUGCUUUAAAGGAACCGACUCCUACAACUCGACAGUUUGGAGUGUCGCUAGACUUUUUGGCAGAGAAUGAAGAUGGAGCACCUAUCCCCAAAAUCGUUAGAGAGACAGUUGCUGCUGUACGAAAAAGAGGUUUAGAGACUGAGGGAGUUUUCCGCCGUUGCCCCAACGCUAACACAAUCAAACAAGUCCAGCAGAUGUACAAUGACGGCAAGGAGGUUGAUUAUGAUGCCUUGUUGGAUGUUCAUGUCCCGGCACUCAUCCUUAAGACAUUCUUCCGUGAACUCCCAGAGCCUAUCAUGACCUUUGACCUUUAUGAUGAAAUCAUGAAGAUGCAUGAUCUUCAAGACAAUGAUGCAAGAGUAGCUGCUUGUAGGAGUAUCAUAUGUGAGAAACUCCCGGAGAGGAACUACAUCAUCCUGCAGCAUUUGAUGGAACUACUACACCAGAUUGCUGAAAAUAGCGACAAGACCAAGAUGUCCGCUGCCAACAUCUCCAUUGUGUUCAGCCCUAACCUUGUCUGGCCUCGAAGCAAAGCCAUGUCCUUGGUCUCUCUCGCUCAAAUCAACUCCUUCAUCGCUACUCUGCUGUACCAUUACAAUGAGAUAUUCACACGUGAGGUCAGUGAACAACAGAGGGCGUCCUCCUUUGCUGACCAGCACGAUGGAGUAAAGGUUGAGGUUCAAAUGGAAAGCAAGACUGAGGCGAAUAGCUCAGAAGUUAUGAAUGGCGACGGUAAUGUUGAGAGUUAAACAAAUGAUCCAUCUUAAGCUUGCUUAUUUCAACAAUGGACCGUUGCGCACGUGGGCAAUAACGCAUGCAGUAUGUCUGCCUAUAGCAACACUGUAUGUUACAGCUGCAUGUGCCAUGUGUAAGUGCACGCAUGUCAGACUUACUUGUCAGAUAGCUGAGAGUGUUGCUGUAGAUGGGGUGUAACAAUGACAUAAUAUAGUGCUGUCAAUAGUGAAGGUUUAUUUAGCUGUUGGAAUUGCUCAAGAGCAAUAGGUGGUGAAUGUACUUAAUAUGUACAAAUAAAAAAGUCUUGUAGUUGAGUUAUGCUCAUGAAUCUGAAGCAUUAUUUCCAAAAGACACCCCGUGUGUUUUUUAUGAAUCAGUUAAAAAAAAAGGAUCAUGCAAUUUAUAGGAAAUAUUCCUAUUUACUUUUAAUGCUGUAGCCAUUGUCAGUGUCUGUUGUCUGUGAGAGUUUGUGAAGGCCUUCUACGAAAUAGGCUGGUGCCCUAUUGUGCAUCUGCAGUUUGCCAUUCAAUCAGCAUGAUGACUGCAGGGAAUUUAACGAAAUGUCUGUAGCGUGAUUAUUUGUUUUGCGGAUCUGGAGCAGGAAUCUCCAGUUUUUGACCUCCAACUGAGUAGCAGGUAAUGGGGAAAAUUGUGUAUAAAAGCUUAUGAAGAUAAUUAUGGGAUGCAAGUUAGUUUUGCCCAAGUAGAAAUGUGCCAGUCUUGUUGACAAAUCUUGAUUUUUCUUGCCGCUUCUAAAAUUAUUAUUUACAAGGAUGCUUCUGUUUAUGUUUAUAUCGAGAUUUUUUGGGAAAAUUAUGCCCUUUUAAAUUCUGGAUAAGGUGUCUGGGAAGUUUUUGUGAUGAGUCAGCAAUCUGUGUUGCAACGAUUUGUAAAAUUGUUGUACUUAAAAAGGCAUAAAAAUAAUAUAUUAUAUUAUAAUGGGGCUUUACUUGUAUUGAGAUUUAAUGCAAAUUUACAUACAGAUCAUGUUUAUCCUGCAUAAAUGGAAUCAAAGUAAUAUAAGUAUAUGCAAUUAUGAAUUGUAACAUGAAUAUGUAAUAUGUAACCAACCCUUGGCACAUGCUAGUGUACAUGUAUGUUUGUAUAUUUCUGUAUUCAGUUUAAUUUAGUUUGAAACUUAGAGGAAGCUUACAGCAAUUCAUAGACAAAAAUUCAUAUCAAGGAAGGUGAAGUAUCUUCACGGAAUCCACUUUCAGGUCAGUAUGCUUUGGGUGUCCAAACAGUGUUUAAAAAACUUGCUACAAAUGAGUUCAAAAUUGCGAUGUAAUAAAGAAAAAAAGUACUACUUACAAAGUUCACAUAAACAUUCCUUUUCAUUCCUUUUGAUUUGAGACGCUGUUGUAUUUUAAAUACAUUGUUGCAUACAUCUCUUGCAAAUCUCUUACGGUGGUGUAUAAAAGCCUUAGCUGUGGUUUGUCAUAUUGAAACUACAUCAUGCAACGUCUUUAACCAAGGUUAAUGUUUGUGCUGUGCAUUUUGUGCCGAGCUCCACUGUUAUGUAGGUAAAUUGGCAGCUAUGUAAUACCAUAGAUAUCAUAUUUGCAUUUUCCUUCAUCAGUUAAAGAGGAAUAGAUAAAGCAUUGUUUUCAAGAAGUUUACAAUUUCGUUUAAGUUGUCAGCAUUGAUGUACAUUUUGGUAUUGAAAUGACUACCCAAGAAUCUCAUGACUCACAUAAUGUUGAAAUUGGAUUAUUAUGCUUUUCUUGCCUAGUCUGCAUAUAAACCUCUAGAUAUCCUUUGCAAAAGGAAAAGACAUUGGGUGGUAAACGCUAUUUAAAGGGAAUGUACAACAUUUGCUUUUGCUGUAAUUUUCAGAAAUGGAUGGAUUUGGGGGUUAGUAUUUUAGAGCAAAUAUUGUUACACUGACCUGCUUUAAGUUUUGUGUUGGAAAAACAAACAAAAAUAAAAUGUUUCUCCUAAAGAGAAUCUUCUGAUUCCCUGACCCUACUUCACACAAAACGGAAUUUGUAGAUGUCUGGGAAUUAUCAGGUCAUGGAACCAGACUAGCUUGCUUGCACCCAUUAACGGAUGUGUAAAUGACUUCAAACAAAAAGUCGACUAACUAAAUUUGGUAAACUAGGGGUAGUGUUUGAAAAAAGUCAUUUUUUUCCAACGAUGGUCGGCUGACCAUCUUUGGCAAUUGGUACAAAAUUCCUCUUUUCUUGAAAAUGGCAGUACACCAUGUACCAUGAUUUUACUGGUUGCUUAACUUACAGUCAAGUAGGGUUGACUGUAAAGACAAUUUGGAAUAACAUUUUAUCCUCUCCAUACACCUGUUAAUAUUUUGAAUGCAUCACACUAUUACCUGUAUGUGGUUCUUAUGGUGAAAAACCCACCCAUGAGCCUCCAUCUGUGUAUUUGAAGUAUUGAACAAAUCACCAGCAUUCUUUUAACACAUGCAUGGAUAAGUACAGUUUAUAAAUGGAUAUCAUUCUCAACUGAUUUUCGUUUAAUUAAUGCAUACAUUUUCCAAUUAUUAGGUUUUAUCAAGUGCUUUUAUAGUUACUAUUUUUCUGGGUUUUUUUUUUAUAUUGGUUGGUCAUUUAGAGUUUCAGUGUAGUGCAGUGGAAUAUGUAUGAAUAUUAUGCCAUGUCUUCCUGUGUUUCGAAAAUUAAAACAAAACAAAGUGAAAAUUGAAAGAAA